Pichia membranifaciens NRRL Y-2026 is the source of this 594-nucleotide messenger RNA. RefSeq lists its product as hypothetical. Gene Ontology annotation, cellular component: intracellular anatomical structure. The record is from RefSeq and is a predicted model, not a curated record. The transcript has a single exon. Bases 1 to 594 code for a protein of 197 amino acids. Lineage: Eukaryota; Fungi; Ascomycota; Pichiomycetes; Pichiales; Pichiaceae.
AUGACGUUUGCCGUCGAAGAACCUUUAUACCCGAAAAAAGGAAUAACCGUCGAAGAUGCAUCCGUGAGUAAGCUCGCACGUGAUCUCGGCCUGAUUAAACAUCCCAAUGGUGGAUACUUCAAGGAGACAGACCGGCCCUCCGAGACUGCUGAGGUGCAAUCAACAGGCGACUCAGGCUCUCCGCCAACAACGGUGUCCAGGAACCCGUCCUCGUUAAUCCACUUUCUUAUGACCUGCGAAUCACCCCUCGGCAAGUUCCACACAAACGUCACAGGCAGGUCAAUACACGUUCUUCAAGGAGGCCGAGGGACAUACGUUCUUGUGCACCCGACAGGGCAGAUCGAGACUUUCCGUGUAGGGUUCGACGUCGCCAACGGAGAGAGAACCCAAUGGGUGGUGGAGCCUGGAGUCUACAAAGGCUGCUACGUCGUUCCGGAAAAGGAAGGUGCUGAAGUGACUAGCAAGGACCACCUCUGGGUAAGUGAGGUCGUUGUACCUGGAUUCGACUUCCAGGACAUGAAAUUCCCCGACAUGAACAAUCUCAUUGCUUUAGUUGGUGAAGAAAAGGCGUCCGAGAUAGAAUGGCUCCUCUAA